AUUCCGGCGUAAGUUAGCGUGAGAUGAUGAUUGUUGUUAUCAUCAAUCCAUCCACACUCUCACAGUAGCUUAAAAACAAGGCUCGACGCAGUUCCAUCUCUUCUUAUCUGCAACUUGAGACUCUUGUCGAAAGCAAAACCCAAAGUCUUCUCUCUCUUCAGUCUUCACUUUACUUUACAGCAUCAAUCAAUCACUCAAUGGCUUCUUCGUCUUCAAUGCAGAUGGUUCACGCUUCCAUUUCUCAGAUUGGUGCUAAGUCACAGUUAGUUUCCGCGAAUCUUACCUCUCAAUCAGUUUGCUUCGGAGCUCGUUCCUCUGGAAUCUCCUUAUGUUCGAGAUCUCGCUAUGCUACAAGCUUCCCGCUUAAGCAAUUUUCCGGAGCUUAUGCGACCACCAAGCACCAGAGAACGGCUUGUGUCAAAUCAAUGGCGGCUGAGGAGGAAGAAGAAGUAAUGGAACCUCAAGCUAAAGUGACAAACAAGGUUUACUUUGAUGUGGAAAUUGGAGGUGAAGUAGCUGGAAGAAUUGUGAUGGGUCUCUUUGGUGAAGUUGUGCCUAAAACCGUCGAAAACUUCCGUGUCUUGUGUACCGGUGAGAAAAAAUACGGGUACAAGGGUUCUUCGUUUCAUCGUAUCAUUAAGGAUUUCAUGAUCCAAGGAGGUGAUUUCACCGAGGGAAAUGGUACUGGAGGUAUUAGUAUUUACGGUGCCAAGUUCGAAGAUGAAAACUUUACCCUGAAGCAUACUGGACCUGGAAUCUUGAGCAUGGCAAACGCUGGUCCUAAUACUAAUGGAAGCCAAUUUUUCAUUUGCACCAUCAAGACUCCAUGGUUAGAUAACAAGCAUGUUGUCUUUGGACAAGUAAUUGAAGGAAUGAAGCUUGUGAGGAGACUUGAAUCUCAGGAGACACGCGCGAUGGAUGUUCCCAAGAAAGGUUGCAGAAUCUAUGCAUGUGGAGAGCUCCCAAUGGAAGCUUGAAAACCACCAUUAACCGGUGCAUUUGUCAUUGCCAACUUUGUUCUGUUUUUUUUUUGCUUGCUUUUAUGAACUAUUGAGGAAUCCAAACCAUCGAAAAGCCAAAGAGUUUCAACUUCUGGUCUUUUGUUUCUUUAUUUUGGAUACAUGAGUUUAAAAGUACAAUUUAAGGUUCUCUUAUAAGAAACUCUCUUUUAAGCAUGAACCAUAGUUGCAACCGCUA
Molecule: messenger RNA, 1197 nt
Organism: Eutrema salsugineum
Lineage: Eukaryota; Viridiplantae; Streptophyta; Magnoliopsida; Brassicales; Brassicaceae
Product: peptidyl-prolyl cis-trans isomerase CYP20-3, chloroplastic
Exons: 7
Coding region: 198-977 (259 amino acids)
Biological process (GO): protein peptidyl-prolyl isomerization; protein folding
Molecular function (GO): peptidyl-prolyl cis-trans isomerase activity
Source: RefSeq, a predicted model, not a curated record